AUGCUCCACCCGUCUCCCCGCAUACAAAGCCCAAGCGUGGACUCUGAACCCAGCCCUUUGUCUAGUUUGCCUUUUCCCUUGUACUCUGAAUUCCCACCAUAUAGUUUCUCGAGCCUCUGGGUCCCUCCUAAGCCACCUGCGUGUACGAUUAAUUCACAAGAAGCAGGUGCGGGCUGGCGGGAGCACAGUGCCUGGUCACGCUGGGCGCCACGGAAACUACAACUCCCAUCAGGCCCCGCGGCCGCAGGGCCCCACCCCGCCACCGGCUCAGCCGGCGGCGGAGGCGCUGGGCUUUCAUCCGCGGAGCGGCGGGAGCUCGAGGCGUCGGCGCGGACCUCUCCGACGGUCGCGGGGUCGGCAGCACCCUCAGCCAGGCUCAGCUUCUGCGUCCGCGUCAGCGGGAGGAUGGUGGUCCGCGUGUUCGUCGCCUCGUCCUCGGGCUUCGUGGCGAUCAAGAAGAAGCAGCAGGAUGUGCUUAGAUUUCUGGAAGCCAACAAGAUAGAGUUCGAGGAGGUGGACAUCACCAUGUCAGAAGAACAGAGGCAGUGGAUGUACAAAAACAUCCCCCCUGAGAAGAAGCCUUCGCAGGGCAACCCUCUGCCACCUCAGAUAUUUAAUGGCGACCGAUACUGUGGAGACUAUGAUAGUUUUUUUGAAUCAAAAGAGAGCAACACAGUCUUCUCAUUCUUGGGCCUGAAGCCUCGGCCAGCAUCCACGGCUGGACCUUAGAGAUGAAGAGUAGAAAGUGAUGGAGUUGCAUUUGGGAGCACCCCGGUACUCAACACAUACCUGCUUACCUGAUGCCUCACUGUGACAAAGCCACAUGCACAAUCGGCAACCACUUGACCUGGAGAAGGUGUUUUUGGAGGACCUGGGAAUAAUGGGGACUGCAUGAUUGUUCUAAGCUAAUCAGGGCUCUGGUGGUGGAUUUUCUUGUUUUCUCAUUUGCUUGUGAUUGCCUCGCUCACCUGGAAGUACUGUCUGUCCCCUGUUAUAGUGUGCUUCCUUAAUGACUGGUGGAUAAUUGGGCAGCACCAUCGGGGAGAACACGUUGGGUCUGCCCUCAGUCUUCCUAGACACCGGUAUUGCAUAAGCCCACUCCUCUUUACACUGCCUGCAUUGCAUCCAGGAUGGGCAAAUGUCUGAAUCAGAAAGAAAGGCAGUGCUGGUCGGCAAAGGACGUUGAGGGUUCUCACUGCGGAAUCACAAAUGUCCCUUCCCUGGUACUUUGUAGUAACGCCUGCGGGAGAUGUUGGAUGCUCUCGACUCCUUUCUGUAAUGGAAACCCGCACCCCUGUAAACUCUCCAGGCUCCUGCAGGUUCUUCCAGAACCACCAUUGCAAUAUCACACUGUCACAACCAAGUUACAGGACAGAAAAGGAUCACUGCGGAACACGUCUCCUUUGUCUCUUGCAAGGGGGACGUUUCACUAAAUGCAUAAGACCACUUGAGAGAUGUAUUUUAUGAAGUGCACUGCGUAACUAGUGAGUUAAUAGAAAGUUUGCUCUGUCUGUAUGCAAAGGCAUCUUCAGCUCUUGCAGUUUACUUACACAUGCACAUAGAUUUUUAAAUGCAGCUCCCCUGAGUAACAGCUGCUUGUUCUAUUUUGUGAAGGGAUUAUAUUUUUGGAGAAAGGAAAUGCUCGGCUAGAUCUAUUUUGUGAACCGUUGAUGAAGUGUAUUAGAAGGCACCAGUACUGCCGGCCGGGGCUGGGUUUAAUGGUAGAAUACUUGCAUAGCACACUCAAGCUGCUGCGCUCAGCUUCAGUACCAUGGAAAGGAAAAACAGACACCGCAGGCUAGUGUGAUUUCCCAUGCUACUUACAUUGUCUCUUUAUUUUCUUCGUUCCUAUUCAGACCAGUUCACAGCCCCAGACUUUUCAGAAUAACACAGACACGCAUUCUUGCCUGAUAUAUGAGUACAAGUGAGAUUUCAGAGCAGCAUAGACAAAAAAGGUGCUGUCUAGAGAGUGGUCCUGAAUCCUUCUUAAGCCAAGUCCCUGCUCUUUGGGUGGAUACUGGUGAACACUGAACAGUUCUCAAACAUAGGGCUAGCCUUGACUAGGAUAAACUCGGGGCUGACUGGACUCUCCACCUCCCCUAGCAGCAUGCCGCAGGACCUUUCACUCUGAUUCUGAGGAGGGAAUGUUUGAGAAAUUGAAAGAGCAAACUAGUGGCCCUCUCUGCCACCCCCGCCACGAGCUUUGAUAAAUGUUGACUGUUCUGCGGCAGUUUUUAGAAAGCUGAAGUUGGGAUCUCAGCCUGAGAUUUGCAGUCCUGUUACAGCCAGAAGAAAAGACAGCUUUCUUCAUGAAUGGACCAGAUGCUUGAUGUGCAAUUUUCUCUCCAGGGAAAGCUUGUCAAGUUGUGGAUAUUACUGGCUAGCUGGGAUUAAACAAGAUCCAGGACAAAUUCCAUUUGAUAAAUCCCAGAGACUUCCCAGGGAUUUGUUUGUUGUUUGUUUGUUUUCCUUUCUAACUGGUUAUUGUGCUUGAGUUUGUGAGUCUGCUGACAAGACACAUUUCUAUUUAAAAUAGAGCAAUCUUAAAAAUUAUCUCAUGAAAUCAGUCCAGCUUACAUUGAUUGAGUCUAUUCUUGCCAAUAAGUGCCAAGAACCAGUUUGGCAAAGUGAAGUCUUAGCAUGUUUUGGAUUGUAGGAACAACAUCAUACUUGUGAGGCAGAAAAGCUACCAGGAUUUGUCAUAUAACUUUUUGGUUGGUCAUACUAUACCAAUAUGACCACAUUAAACACACUGAAUAGAUGGUGUGCUUAGAAUUACUGUCGCAGUUGCAUGUCAUUUUCUUGCCGUGAUUCUUUUGCAGGCACACUGGAGAGUCAGCUGAAAAAACAUGUGAUGGGUGGUAGUUCCUCCUUUCAGUGGCUGGAAGCCCAGGAUAUGAGUUGACCAUAUCCCAGGCAGUGGUGUGUGUAGAACAUACUGGAUCUGUACUUAAAUGCCUACCAGUCUGACUGAUGGACUGACUCUUCUCUUUCCAUCUUCCUUUCCCUCUUUCUAUUGGCUGUUGCUUGAGAUGGAGUCUUGUUAUGUAGACCUAGAACCUAGUCCUUCUGUCUCCCAAGUGCUAAGAUUACAUACUUAGCUGAAAUAGUGUUCUUCUUAUUCCCUUUAAUUGGCUACCCUAGAUUUGGUCACCACCAUCUUCAAAGCCUAGGAAAGAAGUGCAGGCAUGGCUGUGGUGCCAGGGGCUUUCAAGGCAGUUGACUUCCUGGUGGGACUGAGAAAAUGGGCUGCUGACGACCGAAUGGUGCCAUUUUAACCUUAGGUGAAUGUGUAACUCCAUACUGCUAGGUGUCUGCAGACCAGAAGAACAUUUAGUUCAGGAAAUGCUUUGCCAAAUCCUGGGGGUUUAUUAAAAUCUAAGAGGAGAAAAAGAAGACAUUUUGCCCAUAGUUGCUAAUGUAUUGUAGUUUUGUUUUGUUUUAUAAAGUUAACCCAACAUUUACAUUUUUAU
Onychomys torridus (southern grasshopper mouse) is the source of this 3473-nucleotide messenger RNA. It is a transcript of the gene Sh3bgrl2, whose product is annotated as SH3 domain binding glutamate rich protein like 2. Gene Ontology annotation, cellular component: cytoplasm. Lineage: Eukaryota; Metazoa; Chordata; Mammalia; Rodentia; Cricetidae. Bases 1 to 729 code for a protein of 242 amino acids. The record is from RefSeq and is a predicted model, not a curated record. The transcript has 4 exons.